AUGAGCAACGAAGAAAUAGCCCAUGAUUUCUCUCCCAUGAUUAAAGUCUACAAAGAUGGUCGAGUUGAGAGACUCCUAGGCACAUCAACAGUUCCUCCGUCAACACAUCCAGAGAAUGGCGUCCAAUCAAAAGACGUUGUGAUCUCACAAGAACCAGCCAUAUCUGCAAGGCUUUACAUCCCAAAAUCCGCCACAAGCUCACCCCAAACAAAAUUCCCUCUUCUCGUUUACUUUCACGGAGGCGGCUUCUGCAUUGAAAGCUCAUCUUCUCCCACAUAUCACAACUACCUCAACACCUUAGUCUCUGAGUCCAAUGUUGUUGCCGUCUCUGUUGACUACAGGCUUGCCCCGGAAAACCCUUUGCCGGCUGCUUACGAUGAUUCAUGGGCUGCUCUCAAAUGGGUUGCUUCCCAUUUUGAUGGAAACGGCUCUGAAGAAUGGCUAAACAGAUUUGCAGAUUUACGCGAGCCAGUUGGGGAAGAGUUAACUAUCCCUGAAGCUAUAAGAGAGUAUAUAGCUGCAUUGUGGCGUUUCACUUGCCCUUUGAGUAUCGGAUCCGAUGACCCGCUUUUCAACCCGGGAAAGGAUCCGAAGUUGGGGGAAUUGGGUUGCGAGAAAGUGCUGGUUUGUGUUGCUGAGAAAGAUGGUUUGAAAGAUAGGGGGUGGCAUUAUAGUGAGGUACUGAAGAAGAGUGGAUGGAAAGGGAUUGUGGAGGUCAUAGAAGCAAAGGGGGAGGAACAUGGGUUCCAUUUGUUCAAUCCCAAUUGUGAGAAUGCUGUGGCCAAGAAGAAAAAGAUUGCUUCCUUCUUGAAUUAG
Messenger RNA from Prunus armeniaca (apricot), 816 nucleotides. The record is from the annotation of a GenBank genome assembly. Lineage: Eukaryota; Viridiplantae; Streptophyta; Magnoliopsida; Rosales; Rosaceae.